AUGCGUUAUAUCUGGGGAUGGGCCUCGCGGAUUUAUCUGUUGAUUUUGGCAUCAACUGUGCUGGCAGAAGAUGAUUCGGACUAUAAUCCAUCGUCAAACUUCCGACCUAACAAUGUGACAGGGCUGAAUCAGCUUUAUACUUGGAAGAACCGCACCACAAUCCAGAAAUGGAAUUCCCUCUUGGCAAUUACAGGACGAGCCACAUACAACCCGGGCCUCAACGCAGUCAAUUUAUGGUUGAUCAUGCUUCCGCCGAAUCAUAACCUGUCCGAAGUGCCAUAUGGAGAGCAAAUGUUUGGAAACAGGGAUGUCAUCAUGUUCCCCGUAAUAUCUUCACAACCCACUUGGAAGCCCCGAGAGAACAAAAUAGUGCUCGAUAAUUUCAACAUUACUACGGCGAAGCAUCGCGACUCCUCUUUUACUGUUUCGGGGAUAAUGCAUAACAACGAGCUCGUUGAUGAUGAAAGCUCAUCCCGGCCUUUCAAUAUCGAUAUGCCUGCGUGCAACACCUCCCGCGAGCACGGCAAUUGGAGUAUGCGGGUUCCCCAAACAGUGGGAUGGGACAACAAAGACUGGGACGAGUUCGUUCUACCAAAUGUGACGGUCGAUUUUAAUGCCCACACGGCAAAUCUGGUUAUGGAUGGGGAUUUCACCGCGUCUCCAUACAGGGGGUGA
Messenger RNA from Penicillium concentricum, 675 nucleotides. RefSeq lists its product as uncharacterized. The transcript is spliced from 4 exons. Lineage: Eukaryota; Fungi; Ascomycota; Eurotiomycetes; Eurotiales; Aspergillaceae. The record is from RefSeq and is a predicted model, not a curated record. Bases 1 to 675 code for a protein of 224 amino acids.